AUGUUUAUACUGACAAAGGUAGCAGAUCUGGUUAGGAUACCUCCAGAUCAAUUCAAAAGAGAUACAAUUUCGACCAUUGUACAUGAAUUGAACACUAAAUAUGCCAACAAGAUCAUCCCACAUAUUGGAUUGUGCGUAACUGUUUACGAUGUACUAGACGUUGAUGAGGGGCAACUAAAACCUGGUGAUGGCGCAGCGUUUAUCAAUGUUACUUUCCGCGCUUUAGUGUUCAAACCUUUUGUUGGAGAGAUCGUAACAGGAUGGAUAUCACAGUGUACAACAGAAGGUAUCAAGGUUUCACUGCUCGGAUUGUUUGAAGAUAUAUUUGUACCACAAAACAUGUUAUUUGAGGGCUCAUAUUUCUCGCCGAAGGAGAAUGCAUGGAUAUGGCCGAUGGACGAUGAGACCAAACUAUACUUCGAUGUCAACGAAAAGAUCAGAUUCAGAGUAGAACAGGAAGUGUUUGUAGACGUGAAACCUAAAUCGCCUAAGGAGAAAGAGCUUGAGGAUCAGCUUAGGGCAAAGCAAGAGUUGACGGAAGAGGAGAAACGGAUCCUCGAAAAACCACCGGCUUAUGCUCUACUAGGAAGUUGCCAAACAGAUGGUACUGGAUUAGUAUCAUGGUGGGAAUAA
This is a messenger RNA of Kluyveromyces lactis, 633 nucleotides long. RefSeq names its product DNA-directed RNA polymerase III subunit RPC25 (gene RPC25). Gene Ontology annotation, molecular function: DNA binding; DNA-directed RNA polymerase activity. The record is from RefSeq and is a predicted model, not a curated record. Gene Ontology annotation, biological process: transcription initiation at RNA polymerase III promoter; DNA-templated transcription. Bases 1 to 633 code for a protein of 210 amino acids. The transcript has a single exon. Gene Ontology annotation, cellular component: RNA polymerase III complex. NCBI's taxonomy places the organism in Eukaryota, Fungi, Ascomycota, Saccharomycetes, Saccharomycetales, Saccharomycetaceae.